This is a messenger RNA of Anoplophora glabripennis (Asian longhorned beetle), 643 nucleotides long. RefSeq lists its product as uncharacterized. Gene Ontology annotation, molecular function: nucleic acid binding. The transcript has a single exon. NCBI's taxonomy places the organism in Eukaryota, Metazoa, Arthropoda, Insecta, Coleoptera, Cerambycidae. The annotation marks the transcript as partial. The record is from RefSeq and is a predicted model, not a curated record. Gene Ontology annotation, biological process: DNA integration.
AUGGGAACGUCGCAUCUACGAACGACGGCAUACCACCCCGCAGCUAAUGGCAUGGUUGAAAGGUUCCACCGUCAACUUAAGGCCGCGAUUAAGUGCCACGAGACGGAGCGAUGGGUGGAAGUUUUACCCAUCGUACUGCUAGGAAUCCGGACGUCCAUUAAAGAAGAUCUGCGAGCGACAACUGCGCAAAUGGUUUACGGUACAACCACCAUCCGCUUGCCAGGAGAGUUUUUCACCCCGUCUAAAAAGACCAAAGAGGUAGAUUACGUAGUGCAACUUCGACGGAACAUCCAAAAGACCAGACCAACACGAAUGGUGAGACACGGUGAAAGAAAGACGUAUAUGUUCAAGGGCUUAGCAGACGCACAAUAUGUGUUUGUACGAAACGACGCCGUCCGCGGCCAGUUGCAGCCACCUUAUGACGGACCUUUCGAGGUACAAAAGCGAUCCACCCACAACUACAUAAUACGUAUUAACGGAAAGGAUCUGCGAAUAAAUACCGAACGUUUAAAACCCGCUCAUACGUUCGUCGAAGACUACAUAGAGCAAAGCAAGGCAGAACGCGAAAGAGAGACACCCGACAACGACGCCGACGACAGCGGCGUACAAUCCAGGGCAGCCGAAAACCAGCUAACACGAACAG